CGAGGACGAGGGUCGAGUGUUAAGGCUAUUCUCUUUGAGGGGAUCUUUUUCUCUAUGGGGGGAUCCCUCUGAAAAGAUUCUAUCAGGUUGUUUACUAGGAGAAUAUUCCCCAGGGAGCCCACCACGUCCAUAUGGGUACAAGGGACAUGGGUACAAGGGACUUUCUUGAGGGAAGAUUCUGACAUACCUACAUUCUUCACAUUUAUAUUCUGAAGGGAACAAAAAUUUUUACGGAGCACAGCACAUACAUACAUUCUGAAGGGAACAAAACUUUUUACGGGGCACAGCACAUACAUACAUUCUGAAGGGAACAAAAAUUUUUACGGGGCACAGCUCUAACUCGUCAAGUACGGAGGAUCCAAGUGGCGGAGAGUUUUCAAGUAUGGCCGCAAAAAUACGAGAAAGCUCAGCCCCAGAAGACGUGGCUUCAGACCUCCUACGCGCACUAAGAGAACGCAAGGGUGGCUCAAAGCAAACCGCCGAAAUCGAAAGGAAAGUUGCGGAAGUAUUGGCGCAGGAACGAGAAAAGCUGAAAAAGGACUUGAGGGCAGAGAUUGCCGCAGCCGGAAGUGCAGGCGACGACGCUGCGGUAUUUCUAUUUGCUAGCCUGCUAAAGGUAAUCGAAAACUCAAAAUAAGCGAGUUCUUACUGACUGAAAUAAGAGAGUCUUGACUACCUUCCUCUUCUUUCAGGAUCUCCCUUAUGUUCACUGUAGUUACUCGCGUAUUUCAGUUUAUCGAAAAGUUGUAGUACAAGAAAGUGCUACUAGUACGACCACAGUUCGACGGAUUUACCUUUAGUGCAUGACCCUUGCUACGACACGUUUCGGAGGUACAUCCGCAAAUGAGGAAGCAGUAACCUAGGCGCUAGUAACACUGAAACAGCACCAAAAACAAGUAAAACGCGUUCAACUAGAAAAACAAGAAUAAAAGGAGAGCUAAAAAAACAAAGCAUAAAAAAGCUUGAUCCGAUCACUUUUAGACUUGCUUUUCUCUAUCAUGACUAUAGGUUUUACGAGACCGGAUACAAAAGCUGGAUUCUAUGAUGGCUGCGACGAUCACGGAAAACCAGAGACUUGCGGACACAGUCACACAGCUACAGUCACGCAAUGAGAUCAACGAAAUGCGCCUAGAGGAGAUCUCGAAAAGCCCGAAUAUAACACCGACGCUAGGUAGUAAAAAAUGUUUUCCAAGACUGUUAGGAAGUAUGAGAUAUUCAUGUUGUUCAAUCGAGUUAAAUCAAAACAUGAUAUCUUGCUGCACAUGAAUUUCGUGGGAAGUAUUCUUCUUCUUCCAUUGGCAUGAGUAUUAUCGAUCCUGUCCUCCCUUGCGGUUGCGUUCAUUUUUCAUUCCUAAAUGUAAAUUAUUUGACAUUUCUCUCAGCCCCGCCAACUUCGAUUUCGAGUGGUAGUGAAGCGACGCUGCUCACCAGCAUUUAUCCACAGUUGCAGAAGAGCACAAUCUUUCCUCGAGGACUUCUGACGGGGGAAAUGAACACAGCAACAGGGGGGCCUUCCGAGAUCGCAAGACGCGAAAAGGUUCUCGAAGACAUGAGUCUCAAUGUUAAGGCUACUGGCAAGAAGAGGAAAUUGAUUUUCUCCUUGAGAGCAUCUUGCUUGGGUUUAGAGAGGGCAUUUGACCUAAAGAUUUUGCUACUUCUGUUACUUAUUGAUUACAGCAUCUUGGAGCAAUUAUAGUGCCGCUUCAUUCUGAAGGGAAAAAAAGCAUCGAGAUCGAUGCCCUUUAUAAGAUGUAGUCCUUGAUAUCUGUGACUUCUAAAGAUGCCACGCGUUUGAGCGCCAUAGCAGCACGGGAAGAAGAGACAGCCAGGAAUCAGGAGUAUCAGGCUGCACGACUUGCAGCUGCAAGAGAGCAAAGGCUGAGAGCAGAAUUCUUGACAGACCUAGUGGACGACGACGUCGAUGCGCAGUAUAUUCAAGCGCAGCGACGAUUCAGCGCGUUUUCUAGUGCAGACCUGGAAUCGCCUCUGAAGGCGCAACAGCGGAGUAGGAAGAAUUUAGGGUUUAGGGUGUUCUAGUGAAAGUGAAAAGACGAGAAAAGAAAGAGGAGGUGUCUCACGUUACAUAUUGUCUGACGCUAUAGAAAACUUCUGAUCGAGGACGUUCUCCAAUUACACUUACUUCAAGUACAGGGUUAGUACAGUUGUGCAUCUUAAUUCAUAUGGUCUACCGCUAUAGGUUCUAAUCUUCAGCGCGCUCUACAGCAGUAACGUGAGCGGAGCAGGUGCCGGAGACGGUUCGUCGAAGACGGGCGACAGUUCGUCGACCAUCUUCCUGCAGAGAGCUGUUGCGCACCACUCGCCGUCAAGCAGCCGGAUAUAUGCCAAUCCUACGCGACAAGGGCAACAACAGCAAAUGUUAAGGCUUGCCCUAAACCUAAUUGUUCAUCUUAAAAAGAAGCAUCUUUGAUUGACGUCUUUUCAAGGGGAACUGGGUCAAAGAUGUACUUGUAGAUGAGUUUUGUCGGUAAGGUCUAAAAGUAGUAGGCGACUCUACCACAGCACUUGGCGCUUCUAGUGCGACUCUACUCGAAACGCACAACCACGUCGAUCGCACGGUAUUAGGGCAACCACCGAGUGCAGAUCAGACACCUCAGGGAGUACAACAGGGAGUUGCUGGAGGCGCAGUGACUAAUACCAAUACUAGGCUCGACGCAACCGAACUUCAAGACGGACUAAACGCGAC
Messenger RNA from Amoebophrya sp. A25, 2704 nucleotides. The record is from the annotation of a GenBank genome assembly. NCBI's taxonomy places the organism in Eukaryota, Dinophyceae, Syndiniales, Amoebophryaceae.